Messenger RNA from Gaeumannomyces tritici R3-111a-1, 1404 nucleotides. RefSeq lists its product as hypothetical. The coding region runs from base 61 to 1404 and encodes 447 amino acids. The record is from RefSeq and is a predicted model, not a curated record. NCBI's taxonomy places the organism in Eukaryota, Fungi, Ascomycota, Sordariomycetes, Magnaporthales, Magnaporthaceae. The transcript has 3 exons.
CGGACAAACUACUCAGUCAGAACGGCAGCAAGAUUGCGCAGGCCAUCGCUCAGUCAGAAGAUGAUGGGGCUGUUGUGGGACUUUCACGAGGCUGCUUGUCUCGAGCCCAGAGACCGCAUCGCCGCCCUAGUCGGACUGAUUGGAGAAGAGAGUCGGUUGCCGCUAGAUUGGGCAGCCCAUUGGACCGAUCUGUACAAACAAGCUGCUUCAUCUGCGAUGCGCAAUGGCGGCAACGAAGUCAAGCUUCAGUUGCUGCAACACCUGUUCGAAUUUGGCCCCCUCGUGGCCCCUCCGGGUGGCUCCUAUCCUUCGCGGGUCCCCGACUGGACAAAGACCCGGAGAAAGAACCUUCCAUACCACUCUCUGAGAAGGAGUGUUGACAUAUCGGGUCCAAGCUCCAACCUUCCCAGAUAUUCUGCUCUUUUAGCGAUGGGCUUCACACAAGAAACUCCCCAAAUCUACGGGGCUCUUGUAACGCUGGGCUUCACACACGAAACUCUCCAAAUCUACGGGGACGCAUUAACUUCAACGCCCCACGACUGUAAUGUCACAUUUGCAGCAAGCAUCUUGCAGCCGUCACAGGAUCAAGAUCAAUGUGCGGAGCGAGUGAUAGCAGUCUUACGCGAGCUGUUCACCGCCAUCCCUGACGCGGUGGCACAUCUCCCGACACUCUCGUCCCUCGUCAAGGCGGUGGCAAGAUUUCGCUACCGAGAUGUUGAGGAAAGAACCCUGACUCUUGGGACUGCACUCUUUGACGAUUUCCUGGAGAAUAUCGGCCAGAAGUUACCGGAGCGGCCGAGUCUCGAGACAGUAAACCCUUUGAAGGAUUUACCUCGCGUUAUGACGGACGGUUCUCUUCUUGUCCUGGGUCAGCUGCACUUAGGGUCGGGGUCUUGUCGGGGCUAUGGUCUUGGCCCAGAAGGGACGCAGCCUGGAGACAUGAUGGUGCCACUGUGGCAUCCUAACUGGGAUUGUAAUGCUCCGUUGUUUCGCCCAAAGGACUUCCCAAGAAAGAUCAACGCCAUGACCAUGCUCGUUGUGAGACCGACAGGAGAAAGUUGCUUCCAGCACGAAAGUGGCUCACUAGACGAAGCGCUACGACAGGGAGUUUUAAAGGCGACAGUCGUUGUCGCGGUGACCCAUGUCGUUAUCGCCCAGGCCAAUGUCGCUGAUGAGACGGUCGAGACCCAAACUGUGGCCCCGAUGGCCACGGCCACAGCCAGCACGUUCGCUGGGGCCCCCGGUCGUCCGGCUCCUUGUGCCACGCCCUUUUUGGACACUUCGCUUCGAGGGCACUUUGUCAAUCCUUCCAAUCAGGAGGCAGGCCCAGUUUUGCUACAGCCUCCAAACGAAUCUCUGUCUGCUCGCGCGAAAUCUCCAUACAUGAUACCCAUCGCCCUGUGA